CAUCGGACUGUUAUCAUUCGGAAAAUGGCAGCAGUGUAUGUUGUAUAUGUACUUUAGUGUAAUGUAAGGUGUUUUUAAUGUUGUUUAUAUGUUAAAUUUUGGUGGUUAUGAACAAUGGCGGACUUAAAUAUCGACGUAUCUGAGCUGCCCGAGGACGUGAGGGAGAAACUAGCUGAAUUGGAGUUGGAACUAUCCGAAGAAUCUGUCCAGGGGAUCUCGCACUAUCAUGAAAUGAGAAUUGACUUGGAGAAAAUCGCAUUUAUCGAUAUGAUGCUCGAAGCUGUCGGAAAACGUUAAAUUGGAUAUGGCAAAAUACCUGGCCUUCAACUCAAUAUAAAAUUUUUGUUUGUAUCGACGAUGAUGUAGUUAUGACCAUAGUAGUAGUUUAUACGAAACCGGUUUCUUUAAAUUUUUGAUUCAAUUCAUACACGGUUCUAAUACUAUACAAUAUGCUAAUUUAUUUAUUUACACACGCUUUAAACAAACACUCGAAAUCUUUUGUUUUAGCAUACAUUAACGAGGCUUUCAAUGGUAAUUGUUUUAUUUAUUUAUUUUUUUUAAAGAGAAACCCGUUGAUUCGUUCCUGGUUUGAGUCAUCGCUGCAAGUCUCUGAAAUUGAUUCGGUUCACUUUGCGAAUAGAACCCAAGGUUCGUGCUGAGUAUUAACGUCACAGAUGCAACGUUUAUUUAUAAUUUAGUCGUUAAGAAUCUAAUUGCUGUUAUUUCUUACACGAAUUUGGGACGGACCCUAAAAAAAAUGCAAUUGGAAUUUUGUAAUCCCAAGGAUUCUCAAACACUUCAAGGCCAGAGGCGGCACACUUUUUCUAUUGAAAUUCUAUGAACGUUCGAUACUAGGAAGAUUCACAUUGUUUAUCCAGGAAU
Messenger RNA from Nicrophorus vespilloides, 882 nucleotides. Its product is annotated as disco-interacting protein 2 homolog B-A-like. Lineage: Eukaryota; Metazoa; Arthropoda; Insecta; Coleoptera; Silphidae. Bases 115 to 297 code for a protein of 60 amino acids. The transcript is spliced from 2 exons. The record is from RefSeq and is a predicted model, not a curated record.